UUGUUUUUUUUUUUUUAUUUUGUGAGAAAAAAUGGAAUUGAUUAAAACCGCACCCAUAUUUCUGCUUAUCGUAUCAUCUCUAGCCCAAUAUGAUAGCUACGAGGGAUACGAAGGCUACCACCACAAGCAGCUAGUUCAUCAUGAACCCUUGGAUGACCAUCACAGCGAAGAAUAUGAUGUGGAUUAUCAUGCGCAUCCUAAAUACUCUUUUGAUUACUCCGUCAAAGACCCGCACACCGGUGACGAUAAGGAACACUGGGAGACCAGAGAUGGUGACAAAGUUAAAGGAUCAUACACGGUCGUCGAAACUGAUGGAACGAAACGCAUAGUGGAAUACGAGGCAGACGAUAAGAACGGUUUUAAUGCCAUCGUCCACAAAAUUGGCACUCCAAAUAAAGAGCACGAGGAAUACAUUGCCAAACCUAAUUACGAAGAAUACAAUAUCAAGCAGGAAUACGAGGAAUACAAGCCGAAACCAGUUUACGAGGGUUACUCUCAUGACGAUUACCAACAAUUAGAUGGUGGCUUUGUGCCAAUUGUUGGUAAUUACGAACACUAAAUAAAAACACAAUAUUUGGCACGUUUUCUUCGAUGAAUAGAAGUUACUAACUAUGCAAUAUAUAUAUUUAAGACCUGCUUAAAUUACGCUCUACUUUUCAAAGUCUAGUUUCAAAAUAAACUAUUUGUUGCGUGUUAAAACUUAUAUACUAUAAAUGCCAAAUAAUGAAAGAUUAUGAAAGCUUCAAGAAAAUAGAUUAAUUAUAUAUAUUGCAAAGUUUACCCGAUACGAAUUUUCUCCAACUGAAUUUUACUAUAGAAAAAAACCUGCACCUAAGAAAAUUUAGAUUAUUUGUAUUCAGUAUUAUCAUUUGAUUUGUUAACUAGUUUUUAAGAUGUUCUGACUGGUUGAUUGCCUAUUUGAAAUAACCUGACUCUACCCACAUUCGAUAUUAUUGCCUGAUAGUUUAGACUUCAAAUCACUGUAAGAAGAUUUUUUGGUUUAUCCGAGCAUAGUAACAUAGAUCAUUCCUAUAUCUAGAUAGAGUGUCGAGCUACAAAAGAACUAAAACAAACGAGCCAACUUUAUAAUGUUGGUGUGCGUGACAGCUUCGCUUGACACUCGCCCAACGUCAUACAACUUUGCUAGUUUGCGAGCACUUAGUGUCCACAGCAGUACAGUUGGCCACUACUUUUUUCGACUCGUUCUCAGCUUUGACAGUCUAUCUAGACAUAUAAAUCCUACUUUCGGCCUAUAAUUUUCUAAAUCACUUGAGUGUUGCACAAUAACUUUAGUUCUACUAUUAUCAUAUGUCUUACUUAUAAAGCCGUCUAGCGGGACUUUAGUUAAACACCGAUAUCUCUCUUUCUCAUCAUCGAUUUCUCAUUGGAAAGAAAGAGACAUAACAUUGUUUAACUAAUUACACCUUAUACAAAAAUUAUAAGUAAAACCGUUGAUACCAUUCUAAAAUAAGCUUAAACUAUUCUUGGCCAGUGUACUUUGUAAGUAGACUCAAUGUGUGCAUGGAUUUGAGUAAUGCUUUUGAAGUGCUAUUUAUUAGAUAUGCUUUAAACAUUUAAGAAUUAUGUUAUUGUUUUCUUUGAUUUUAUGAGACUGUAUCGUGUUAAAAUUUUUAGUAAUAAGAAUUGUACAAAACCUUGCGAUUGAAUAAACCUUUUUUAUAUCGUU
Vanessa atalanta (red admiral) is the source of this 1687-nucleotide messenger RNA. RefSeq lists its product as uncharacterized. Gene Ontology annotation, cellular component: extracellular matrix. The transcript is spliced from 4 exons. Lineage: Eukaryota; Metazoa; Arthropoda; Insecta; Lepidoptera; Nymphalidae. The record is from RefSeq and is a predicted model, not a curated record. The coding region runs from base 32 to 559 and encodes 175 amino acids.